Messenger RNA from Theobroma umbraticum, 1477 nucleotides. Its product is annotated as 8-hydroxygeraniol oxidoreductase-like. Gene Ontology annotation, molecular function: S-(hydroxymethyl)glutathione dehydrogenase [NAD(P)+] activity; zinc ion binding; alcohol dehydrogenase (NAD+) activity. Gene Ontology annotation, biological process: formaldehyde catabolic process. Lineage: Eukaryota; Viridiplantae; Streptophyta; Magnoliopsida; Malvales; Malvaceae. The record is from RefSeq and is a predicted model, not a curated record. Gene Ontology annotation, cellular component: cytosol.
UCUUAUCACAAAGCAUUGACCACAGUUCAAUUGUUAAGUUUAACACCAGCAAAGCCAUUGCCUAACAAUGUCAAACAGCAGUUCAGAAGUCAUAACAUGCAAAGCAAUAGUAUGUUGGGGAAAAGGGGAGCCAUUGAAGAUUGAAGAGAUACAAGUAGAGGCACCAAAAUCAUCUGAAGUUCGAGUUAAAAUGCUAUGUGCCAGUGUUUGUCACACUGACAUAUUGUCGACCAGAGGAUUCCCAAGUCCUCUCUUCCCUCGAGUCAUGGGGCAUGAAGGUGUUGGGGUGGUGGAGAGCAUUGGUGAGCAAGUCAAUGGACUAAAACAGGGAGAUAUUGUGAUUCCAACCUAUGUCGCAGAGUGUCAAACAUGUGAGAAUUGCACAUCCGAGAAGACUAAUUUAUGCCUAACUUACCCGUUAACCUUCAACUGCCUAAUGCUUGAUGGCACUUCAAGAAUGUCCAUUAGAGGCCAAAGUUUGUACCACACAUUUUCCUUUGCCACAUGGUCUGAAUAUAUGGUUAUAAAUGAGAAUUAUGUCGUUAAGAUUCAUCCGAGCAUAGCUCCUUCGCAUGCUAGCUUCCUUUCAUGUGGAUAUUCAACUGGAUUUGGGGCAGCUUGGAAAGAUGCUAAGGUUGAGGAGGGCUCAAGCGUAGCUGUUUUCGGUCUUGGAACCGUUGGAUUAGGGGUCGUUGAGGGAGCUAGAAUUCGAGGUGCAACUAAGAUAAUUGGUAUAGACAAGAAUCCAAGAAAAAAGGAGAAGGGACAUGUUUAUGGAAUGACAGAUUUUAUAAACCUUGAUGGUUCAGAUAAAUAUUCCAUCUGUGAAUCAGUUCGAGCCCUAACUGAUGGAAAGGGUGUGGAUUAUAGCUUUGAGUGCUCUGGGGUUGCACCAUUGGUCAAUGAAGCCAUUGAAUCCACAAAAAUAGGAACAGGAAAAACCAUUCUGAUGGGCACAGGAGAUCAUCAAAGCCUGCAGAUAAAUUUCCUACCCCUUCUGUGUGGCAGAACUUUAAAGGGGUGUGUUUAUGGAGGCAUCAAAACCAAAUCUGACCUUCCCAUUCUUCUUGAAAAAUGCAGAAAUAAGGAAAUCCAUCUUGAUGAACUCUUGACUCAUGAAGUUCAACUAGAAGAUAUAAACAAGGCAUUUGAGCUGUUGAAGCAACCAGACUGUGUCAAGGUUCUGGUCAAGAUUUGAUUGAUAUAAGCAACAAAUUAAGCAUGUCUGCUCUGUUCUUAUACCCUUGAGCCUUAAGCCUAUUAUAUUAGGCAAUGCCUAAUACAAUUAAUUUACAUCUUAUAACUGUUUAAGUUUUCUCUUUUAAUUUUUACCAUCAAAAAUAAAAAUCUCUUUUAGAUUUCUCUCAAAUCCAAUACUCCAUACUGUUUUCAUUCACUCGAUUAACAUUUAUGUAUGAAGAGUGCAAAUUAGAGAAAAAUAUUGUUCUAAUUAAUUUACUUUAAAUAUUUGUUUGAG